Molecule: messenger RNA, 1497 nt
Organism: Habropoda laboriosa
Lineage: Eukaryota; Metazoa; Arthropoda; Insecta; Hymenoptera; Apidae
Gene: singed
Product: protein singed
Exons: 7
Coding region: 1-1497 (498 amino acids)
Biological process (GO): actin filament bundle assembly; cell migration; establishment or maintenance of cell polarity
Cellular component (GO): actin cytoskeleton; cytoplasm
Molecular function (GO): protein-macromolecule adaptor activity; actin filament binding
Source: RefSeq, a predicted model, not a curated record
AUGAUUAUAACCAAUGAAUUAGGUUCAGCUGAAACUUUUGGAUUUAAAAUUAAUGCAAAUGGCUCAAGUUUAAAGAAAAAGCAGUUGUGGACACUAGAGGGUAGUGAACAGCAAGUUUACCUUCGGUCUCAUUUAGAUCGUUACUUGGCAGUCGACCAGUUUGGAAAUGUUACUUGCGAAGCAGAGGAUGCUAGUGAUCCUGGUUGCGCCUUUCAAAUACAACUAGCCACUGAUGGAAGUGGAAGAUGGGCCUUGAAGAAUAUUCAGAGGGGAUAUUUCCUGGGUUCUAGCCAAGAUGAACUUAAAUGUAUGGCCAAAGCUCCAAGUGAAGCAGAAUAUUGGCUUGUACAUCUUGCUGCCAGACCUCAAGUAAAUUUAAAAUCUGCUGGAAGAAAACGAUUUGCUCAUUUAAGUGCAACACAAGAUGAAAUUCAUGUAGAUGCACCAGUUCCUUGGGGAGAGGAUACACUUUUUACUUUAGAAUUUCGUCCUUCUUCAAUAGAAGAUGAUGGUCAAGAACAUUCUAAGUUUGAAGGUGGUUACUAUGCUCUACACACUUGUAAUAACAAGUAUUUAGCGCGUGAUGGAAAACUUUUGGAUUUCUGUACACGAGAUUGUCUUUAUGCUGCUGAAUUUCAUGCUGGGUUACUUGCAUUGAGAGAUUUAUAUGGAACAUAUUUGGCACCUAUUGGGAGUAAGGCUGUUUUAAAAUCAAGAUCAACAACAGUAACACGAGAUGAGUUGUUUUCCCUAGAAGAAUCCUUACCACAAGCUUCUUUUAUAGCAGCUUUAAAUCAACGAUAUGUAUCUGUGAAGCAAGGAGUUGAUGUCACAGCUAAUCAGGAUGAAAUCUCUGGGCACGAAACCUUUCAACUAGAAUUUGAUCGUGUUACAAAAAGAUGGUAUGUGCGUACCAUGCAAGAUCGUUACUGGAGUCUUGAAGCUGGAGGAGGAAUUCAAGCAUCAGAACACAAGCGUUCUUCUAAUGCUUUGUUUGAUUUAAUUUGGCAAUCGGAGGAUGGUACAGUAGCCUUACGUGCAAACAAUGGAAAAUUUUUAGCAACAAAGCGUUCUGGACACCUGUAUGCUAAUGCAGAUUCUGUAAAUGGAUUGGAUUCAGAUGCUAGCAAAUAUUAUUUCUAUUUGAUGAAUAGACCUGUUUUAGUAUUACGUUGUGAACAAGGAUACGUAGGGCCUAAAAGUGCAACUAGUUCAAAAUUAGAAUGCAAUAAAGCUAUCUAUGAGACUAUCGGAGUGGAAAGAUGUGAGCGUGGAAUCAUGAGAUUCAAAGGUCAACAUGGCAAAUAUUGGCAUACAGACAGUGAAGGAGUAACUGUAGAUACUGACGUACCUUCUAAUGGUUUUUACCUGGAAUUACGAGAACCAUCCCGUAUUUGUAUUAAAGAUACGGAUGGAAGAUAUCUCACUGCAGGGAAGAAUGGAGCAUUGCGUCUUAGAGAAACAGAUUAUAAAUCUGCUACAAAAUGGGAAUUUUAA